Boeremia exigua is the source of this 1545-nucleotide messenger RNA. RefSeq names its product cytochrome P450 alkane hydroxylase-like protein. The coding region runs from base 1 to 1545 and encodes 514 amino acids. The transcript has 2 exons. NCBI's taxonomy places the organism in Eukaryota, Fungi, Ascomycota, Dothideomycetes, Pleosporales, Didymellaceae. Gene Ontology annotation, molecular function: heme binding; iron ion binding; oxidoreductase activity, acting on paired donors, with incorporation or reduction of molecular oxygen. The record is from RefSeq and is a predicted model, not a curated record.
AUGCCUGCUAUGGCUGACACGUUGCCUGCUCACCUGUCGACACCAUAUCUUCUCGGAUGUGUGGCCAUACUAUACAUCGGCUACAAAGUCGCUUUGACAAUACAGAUCAAUGCCAGAAUCCACAAACUGGGUGCCCGGGCGCCUGUAAGAAAGACGUAUGUGCCCAUGGGACUGGACAUGGCCUAUGAAGCCGUUACACACGCGUUAAAAGAUAAGAGCUACGAGAUGUGGACUCAGAUGUUCGAGAAAUGGGCUGGUCCCGGUCGGUAUACCAUCGAGGCUGGUAUAGGACAGAGAGUCAUCCUGACUGCAGAGCCCGAAAACAUUAAAGCUAUCCUGGCGACCCAGUUCAAGGACUACGGGAAGGGCGAACAGUUCAGAAAAGACUGGCAUGCGUUUCUUGGAAAUGGCAUCUUUACAACCGACUCGACACUCUGGCACAACUCACGUCAGCUCAUCCGGCCCCAAUUCAUCAAGGACCGCCUCUCAGACAUCGAGAUUUUCGAAACCCACACGCAAGUACUACUCUCCAAGCUCGGUGGGAGUGAGUCAACCGAUAUACUGGAUAUGAUGUUUCGCUACACGCUAGACGCAGCAACACACUUCCUCCUCGGUGCCAGUGUGGACUCGCUGCACCACCCGCAGACGAAAUUCGCGGACGCUUUCUACAACGCGCAGCGCGUGCAGUCUAUCAUCGCACGCGUCGGGCCGCUGAACUGGGCUGUUCCCCGGAAACGAAUGGGCUUCUACGACAGUAUGGCCAUCAUUGAUGAGUUCGUGAGCAUGUACAUCGACAGAGCGCUCGCUCUAUCCACCGAGGAACUCAACGAGAAGAGCAACCACGACUCGGGCUACACCUUUCUCCACGCCAUCGCGGGCUACACUCGUGACCGCCAGAUGCUGCGCGACCAGAUCAUCUCAGUACUGCUCGCCGGCCGCGACACGACCGCAUGCACCCUUACAUGGGUUAUCUAUCACCUCUCGCUCUCGCCUAGCAUCACCGCCAAACUGCGCCAGGAGAUCAUCGAUACUGUCGGCCUGAGCGACACCCCGACCUACCAGCACCUCAAGGAUAUGAAGUAUCUCCAGCACGUCCUGAACGAAACCCUGCGUCUCUACCCCGUCGUUCCCUACAACGUCCGCAUGGCUCUCAAAGACACCACGCUGCCCACCGGCGGCGGACCACGCGGCGAUCAACCCAUCGGCAUCCUCGCCGGCACACCAAUUGGGUACAGCACGCUCGUAAUGCAGCGCCGCGCCGACUUGUAUCCCGGCCCCGAAACCGGCUUCGCAGACCCUUCACACUUUGUCCCUGAACGCUGGGACACCUGGACCCCCCGCAGCUGGACGUACAUCCCCUUCAACGGCGGGCCGCGCAUCUGCAUCGGCCAGCAGUUCGCGCUGACGGAGAUGGGGUACACGCUUGUGCGCCUGCUGCAGCGCUUCUCGGGGAUCGAGAACCUGAUGGGCGGUGAGCUGCCUGGGCUGCAUGCUGACAUCGUGCUGCAGCCAGCGCGCGAGGUCAGGGUGAAGUUUGUGGAGUGA